Messenger RNA from Mytilinidion resinicola, 588 nucleotides. RefSeq lists its product as uncharacterized. The coding region runs from base 1 to 588 and encodes 195 amino acids. NCBI's taxonomy places the organism in Eukaryota, Fungi, Ascomycota, Dothideomycetes, Mytilinidiales, Mytilinidiaceae. The transcript has a single exon. The record is from RefSeq and is a predicted model, not a curated record.
AUGCUGCAUCAAUUCGUCGUACACUCUUCGAAGACUACACUCAUCGAAACCGAUCUCCGCAGGAUGCCUCGAACGACGAAGCCCACGCAAAGCCGCCUGCGCAACCGUCACCUAAUAUCUGCACGGAAACCACCAUCACCUUCGAGAUUGCCAAAGACAAACCCAACAACACCUCGAACCAGAGAUCGAACCCGCCAUACGAGGAAGCCCAAUCCACACCGCCUGCUAGCACCUGAACCAAGUCCACCGAAGUCAUUGCCUACCUCUAUUGAAACCAUCGAAACCUACUACGGACUUGUUCGCAGAUGGGGGGACACCAAUCUAUCCUCGACAGACUUAAUGCAGCCUUUACAAGACCCCAACCUACUUUUCGACCCUCCUCCGAAGGACAGUUACCCAGUCAAUUGUCCCACUAUUCUACCAAAAUCCUCGUUUGACUCAACCAUACUCGAUGUGGACCUAGCCAUAUUUGACAUGGAUCCAAACAACUCGAUGGCGCAUAUUAACCCAACCGUACUCGACAUGGAUCCAAACAACUUGAUGGCGCACAUUAGCCCAACUAUAUUUGAUAUGGAUCCAAACAACUAG